UGAUUCGUAGAUGAUUUUAUCUACCAAAAGGAAGCUGCUUGCCUGUCUUCGCGGUCUGUUUGUCACCACUUUCUCUUUCUUCCUCUGAUUUCAACACGAAAUACUGUCAUCGAUUUUCUCUUUCUACCAGCCCUAAUUCAAAGUUCUCCUUUGUAUAUUUUUUACAAAUUGGACCUGGUUUUUAUCAUAAACCUUCUAAAACAAAAAAUUAAUUAUCUUCUAGACCUCUAUAUAUCCUUUAUUCUUUGGCAUUUUAUUUUUAUUUAUUUCUUCCACAUUUGGGAAGCAAGGGAGGGUUCUCUGAGCUGCUUCUUCGACAAUGAACGACCUUCUAUCUGAGUCCUUUGAGAUCCCUCGUGGUCAGGGAUCUAGAGGUGGUGAUGUUGAGAUGGGAAUGACUUCUAAUGAAUUGGGCUUGGAAAAUUUCUUUAAAAAGGUUCAAGAAAUAGAAAAACAAAAUGAGAAGCUGGACAAGCUACUUAAACGGCUCCAGGAUGCACACGAAGAGUCGAAGGCUGUGACUAAAGCUCCCGCCAUGAAAGGAAUCAAGCAGCGAAUGGAGAAAGAUGUCGAUGAAGUUGGAAAAAUUGCUCGUUCUGUGAAGUCAAAAAUUGAGGAACUUGACAGAGAGAAUUUAGCAAAUAGACAGAAACCAGGAUGUGGAAAAGGAACAGGUGUAGACCGAUCAAGAACCUCGACAACUAUGGCCUUGAAAAAGAAGUUGAAAGACAAGAUGGCAGAAUUUCAGAAUCUAAGGGAAAAUAUCCAUCAAGAGUAUCGGGAGGUUGUUGAAAGGCGUGUUUUUACAGUAACGGGAGCAAGAGCAGAUGAAGAGACAAUUGACAGAUUGAUUGAAACUGGAGACAGCGAACAAAUUUUUCAGAAAGCAAUUCAGGAGCAAGGGCGAGGCCAGAUAAUGGAUACUCUUGCAGAAAUUCAAGAGCGCCAUGAUGCUGUGCGAGAUUUGGAGAGGAAACUUCUAGACUUACAACAGAUUUUUCUGGAUAUGGCUGUUUUGGUGGAUGCACAAGGAGAAAUGCUUGAUAACAUUGAAUCACAGGUCUCAAGUGCUGUAGAUCAUGUGCAAUCAGGGAAUACUGCACUUCAAAGGGCGAAAAAGUUGCAAAGGAAUUCAAGGAAAUGGAUGUGUAUUGCCAUCAUUAUCCUUCUCCUUAUUGUUGUAAUUAUCGUUGUUGCGGUGAUCAAGCCUUGGAAUAGCAACAAGGGUGCUUAGCAUUUAUUUUCUGUUUGUAUACUGUAUAAAUGAGUGAUGCACCAGCUUUUGGAUCCCUUUCGGCAAUCUGUCUAUCGUUUUGCAGUUCAUUUACGAUGUCUCAGCUUCUGUUCGUUGGAUUCAAUUAACAAAUUUGGUUGGGUUUGUUCUACUUCUUACUAUAGUGUCUAUUUUCUUUUAUUUUCAUCGAA
Molecule: messenger RNA, 1425 nt
Organism: Jatropha curcas
Lineage: Eukaryota; Viridiplantae; Streptophyta; Magnoliopsida; Malpighiales; Euphorbiaceae
Product: syntaxin-132
Biological process (GO): intracellular protein transport; exocytosis; vesicle fusion
Cellular component (GO): plasma membrane; endomembrane system; SNARE complex
Molecular function (GO): SNARE binding; SNAP receptor activity
Source: RefSeq, a predicted model, not a curated record